AUUCAUUAACCGUUUAUUUAGUUGAAACUGGUACAACAAAUCCUGUUCAAUCAAUUUUACCAUCAUACUUAAUACAUCCAACUUCGAUCAUAUUUUAUUCACUUUUUAAAACUUCAUCAAAAGCUCAAGCAAACGAAUGUGUUAAAAAAGUUUUAUCUGUUUCAAUUACAAGUGACCAGAUACAAAAAGUUAUUAGUAAAACGCUGGCUGAUGGCGGUGGUACCAAUGCACACUAUAUAACUCGACUUCAGAAAGCAAAAUUUGUAAAUAGUUAUUUUAAAUAUGUCAAAACAUUUAUUUAUACUGAGACAACAGAAAGUGUAACAGAUAUAUUGAGUAGUUUACAAAAGCAAUUUGAUGUCUAUUUUGAACAAGCUAUAAAUAGUUCUCAACAAAUUAAAUCAGAUAGUAGUUUAUAUCAACAAAUGCGGAAUUCAGCUGAUUUAAAUCCAGAUCUGUUGACUAAUGAAUUAACGAAAAUAUUUACAUACAAUGAUACAGCAACAAAAUUUUAUCAAUAUAAGGAUGAUUAUUUUAAUUAUGAUCAAGCAUCGUCAUCAUCAAGCAGUGGUUCUGGAGGAGCCGAAGGCAGCUUGUUUGGCAUUUUUAGUUUGGGUUUUGGAGGAGAAUGGACUGGACAAAAAUGGUUUCCUAAAUCAUUCAAUGUAUCUCGAAUAGCAGACAUAACAGAAAAACUUCAAAUAGCUCUAGUUGCAACACGUUUAACAGCUGACAGAGAUAAUGAUGCUAUCAUACGAACAGUCAAUGGUAUGAAUUAUAUUGUUAUCACAACAUCAACAUCAACAUCAACAAAAUCAUCAACAGCAAAAUCAUCAACGACAAAACCAUCAACAACAAAACAGCCAACGAGAAGAGGUAAUUAG
Messenger RNA from Didymodactylos carnosus, 884 nucleotides. The record is from the annotation of a GenBank genome assembly. Lineage: Eukaryota; Metazoa; Rotifera; Eurotatoria; Philodinida; Philodinidae.